UCCCAAGUUCAGUAAAAUCUCUGCAGCAGCCUCCUUUACCAGGACAGGACACCCAGAGGGAGGAAGAGAGGAAAAUCGUACAAGAUGGUUCAGCGUCUUACAUACCGCAAGCGCCAUAGCUAUGCUACCAAGUCUAACCAGCACCGUGUCGUCAAAACCCCAGGCGGGAAGCUUGUGUACCAGACCACCAAGAAAAGAGCUAGUGGACCGAAAUGCCCGGUCACCGGCAAAAGGAUUCAGGGAAUUCCUCACUUGAGGCCAGCUGAGUAUAAGAGGUCUAGACUAGCUAGGAACAGGAGGACUGUGAAUCGUGCAUAUGGUGGCGUUUUAUCCGGCGGUGCCGUCAGAGAGAGGAUCAUUCGUGCCUUUUUGGUGGAAGAGCAAAAGAUUGUGAAGAAGGUAUUGAAGAUCCAGAAGGCGAAGGAAAAGCUUGCAUCAAAGAGCUAAAUUAGUUGUGUUGGUGGUUUAGAAAAUUGAAGAAAUUUUGAGUUUCUGUGAACUUGAUGCUGAAGUUUAUCGAUUAUUAUUUAAAGUUGGUUUUGGGAGGGAACCAGAUUUUAGCUCCGGAGUUGAGUUCUUCUAUGAUAUGUUUGCAUUUUAUAGUAGUUCUUAUAAUAGCAUUUCUUCAACCAAGUUCUUAUAAUCCCAGGGUGUUUGGUUUA
Molecule: messenger RNA, 662 nt
Organism: Cucurbita moschata (crookneck pumpkin)
Lineage: Eukaryota; Viridiplantae; Streptophyta; Magnoliopsida; Cucurbitales; Cucurbitaceae
Product: 60S ribosomal protein L34-like
Exons: 4
Coding region: 85-447 (120 amino acids)
Biological process (GO): ribosome biogenesis; translation
Cellular component (GO): ribosome; cytosolic large ribosomal subunit
Molecular function (GO): structural constituent of ribosome
Source: RefSeq, a predicted model, not a curated record